This is a messenger RNA of Hevea brasiliensis (rubber tree), 1949 nucleotides long. RefSeq names its product 3-ketoacyl-CoA synthase 10. Lineage: Eukaryota; Viridiplantae; Streptophyta; Magnoliopsida; Malpighiales; Euphorbiaceae. Bases 44 to 1636 code for a protein of 530 amino acids. The record is from RefSeq and is a predicted model, not a curated record. Gene Ontology annotation, cellular component: membrane. The transcript is spliced from 3 exons. Gene Ontology annotation, molecular function: acyltransferase activity, transferring groups other than amino-acyl groups. Gene Ontology annotation, biological process: fatty acid biosynthetic process.
AGUUACAUAAAGCAUGUGAAGCCCUGCACUUGACAUCUACAACAUGGGCAGUGAAAGAGAUCUCUUGUCCACAGAGAUUGUCAACCGUGGGAUAGAACCCUCAGGUCCCAACGCUGGUUCUCCUACAUUCUCUGUCAGGGUAAGGAGAAGGUUGCCGGACUUCCUUCAAUCAGUGAAACUCAAGUACGUAAAGUUGGGUUACCAUUACCUUAUCAACCAUGCCAUAUACUUGGCCACCAUACCAGUUUUGGUGCUGGUUUUUAGUGCUGAAGUGGGGAGUCUUAGAAGGGAAGAGCUAUGGAAGAAGCUCUGGGAAGAUGCUAGCUAUGAUCUUGUCAGUGUGCUUUCUUUCUUUGCUGUUUUCGUCUUUACAGUUUCUGCUUACUUCUUGUCUCGCCCAAGGUCCAUUUAUCUCCUUGAUUUCGCUUGUUAUCGCCCUCAUGACGAUCUCAAGGUGAGCAAAGAUGAGUUCAUCGACAUGGCAAGAAAGACAGGGAAGUAUGAUGAAGCAAGUCUUGAAUUCCAGAAGAAAAUUUUACAAUCAUCAGGAAUUGGAGACGAAACCUACAUUCCCAAAACACUUGUCGCAACCAUGAAGGAAGGUCGUUUGGAGGCCUCAACAGUAAUGUUUGGGGCACUUGAUGAGCUCUUUGAGAAAACCAGGGUCCGACCAAAGGACAUUGGGAUCCUUGUUGUAAACUGCAGCAACUUUAACCCAACCCCAUCCCUCUCUGCCAUGGUGAUAAAUCACUUCAAGAUGAGAAGUAACAUCCUCAGCUAUAACCUUGGUGGAAUGGGCUGCAGUGCUGGGAUUAUAGCGGUGGACCUAGCCCGUGACAUGUUGCAAGCCAACCCUAACAACUAUGCUGUGGUGGUUAGCACUGAGAUGGUGGGCUAUAACUGGUACCCUGGCCAGGAACGCUCCAUGAUUAUACCCAAUUGCUUUUUCAGGAUGGGCUGCGCCGCCGUAUUAUUGUCGAACCGGCGCCGCGACUACCCUCGUGCCAAGUAUCGCCUUGAACACAUCGUUCGGACCCAUAAAGGAGCUGAUGACCGCAGUUUCAGGUGCAUUUACCAGGAAGAAGAUGACCAAAAAUUCAAGGGAUUAAAAGUGAGCAAACAACUCAUGGAAAUAGGAGGAGAUGCACUGAAAACCAACAUCACUACACUAGGACCACUAGUGCUUCCCUUCUCAGAGCAGCUCCUCUUCUUUGCGACCUUGGUUUGGAGGCACUUAUUUGGCAAGAAAAAUGGAUCUUUAACAUCACCAUCCCCCAAGCUCUACAUCCCUGACUACAAGCUCGCAUUUGAGCACUACUGUAUGCAUGCAGCAAGCAAACCCGUGCUUGAUGAGAUACAGAGAAAUCUUGGACUGAGUGACAAGAACAUAGAGGCAUCAAGAAUGGCACUGCACAGAUUUGGGAACACUUCUAGCAGCAGUAUAUGGUAUGAGCUAGCUUAUUUGGAAGCUAAAGAGAGGGUGAAGAGAGGAGACAGGGUUUGGCAACUUGCAUUUGGGUCUGGUUUCAAGUGCAACAGCCUGGUUUGGCAAUCCAUGAGACGUGUGAAAAAGCCUUCCAGGAAUCCAUGGCUUGAUUGCAUUGACAGAUACCCUGUGACUACAUUUACAAGCUAGGAAUCCCUGGAUUUUCCUUUUCUUUUUUCUUCAUCUCUUCAGCCCAAAGUGGAUAGAUUAAAAUUAAUCCAUUUGAAGGUAAUUAAUUAAUUCCUGAUAAAUCUUAAUCAGAACUUUCUGUUAGCAAGGAUAAAGAAAGUUAUAUGUGUAUCUUUAGAUUUGAAUAAAAGGAAUUGGGAAAUUAAAUAUAUAAUGGAAGUUGCAAUUGCUGCUGGUGAAUCUAGGUUUGUGUAAAAUAACUGGGCUGUUUUUGUAAGAGUUUGUAAAACGUUUUGUUUUGCUAUAUGGUUAAAGUUGAAUGACUUUUUUUUUA